Eruca vesicaria subsp. sativa (arugula) is the source of this 387-nucleotide messenger RNA. The record is from the annotation of a GenBank genome assembly. Lineage: Eukaryota; Viridiplantae; Streptophyta; Magnoliopsida; Brassicales; Brassicaceae.
AUGUUGAUGAUAGAAGUUGGUAACAAUCAUUUAGUGGGAACUAUAAGGGAGCUCAUUCGUUUUGAUGUUAGCUUUCCAUCUCUUCGCAACUUGUACUUGAAUAAUAACUAUUUGAGUGGAGACAUCCCUGCUCAGCUAUCUAACCUUACGAGCUUAGAGAUUGUGUACCUAUCUUACAAUAAGCUAAUCAGAAACAUUCCUUUUGCCAUUGCUCAUACUCCUAAGUUGACAUUCUUGUAUCUUGAUCACAACCAGUUUACUGGGAGAAUCCCAGAUGUAUUCUACAAGCAUCCUUUCCUCAAAGAAAUGUACAUUGAAGGAAACAUGUUUAAACAAGGUGCUAACCCAAUUGGCACUCACAUAGUUCUAAAAACACAAUUCUACUAA